AUUUUUAAUGGCGCCGUCCGUCAGAUCAACAAAAGAAGUUUGAUCUUUGACUGAUUCUGUGAUUGUAAUGUUUACUUUAAGCGUUGGUUGGAAUUUCAUCGCAUAUUGGUUAAGCCUAAUGAGUGAUUGAAGCACAGACUUUGUCCUUGUUGUCACUGUUUUAAAAGUCCAGUACAGACCACAAUGAUAAGCUAUCACAAGAUCUACAUGAGCCCUGUGCAGUCCAGCAACCUGCAGUCUCAGCUGUGUGCGCUGUGGAAGAAACAGAAGUUGUGUGAUGCUGUCAUCAAGUCGGACAAAAUGUCUGUAAUGGCACACAGAUUGGUUCUAGCUGCUUCCUGUCCCAUGCUACAGUCGAUGGAAAAUUAUUCAUUUGGAUCUUUGUUAGAAAUCCGAGUAGAAUCCGACAUGACAAAGGAAUCUGUGAUGGCUUUCCUUCAAUAUCUUUAUGAAGGUUACCUCAUGUUGACAGAGGAAAACUACAUUUAUGUUGAAAAUUUGGCUCGCUCAAUGCAUAUUGACAGUAUAGUUAGUUGUUGCAAAGACUUCAGCAAGAGCAUAUUGUCAUCACGCUCUAAAAAUCAUGGACGUACUGACAAGGCUGACUUUAAGCAUGUUCGAAAAACAAACUUAUUGACAGUGGUAUUAGAUUCUUCACAGAAACAGCCCUAUGAAAGUUGUGACAGUGAUUUUUCAAAAAGCUUAAAACAGCCAUCAUCUGAUCAUUGUAGCAGUGAAAGUAUUACUUUUAAGCAAGUAUCUCCUCUUGGUGCUACCCAGUCACAGGGUGGUGGAAUGGGAGGUACUGUGUUAAAACAAGGUCCUUCCACAUCUGAUCAAUCAGUGUCAUACCUAACUUCUUCUAACAUGGUGUCCACUAAUGUUAAUACAAAAAAAGCCUCAGGUGAAGGAGUGAUUUUCUUUGCCAAUGCAAAUUUUAAGGAAGGUAGCUCCCCUUCUUUGAGCACUACAGGGCCUCUGUCUGUUCAGUCGUCCAGGCAUGGCAGUCAAUUGAAUGGAUUUCCUCUUGCUCCUACUAUCUCUAAUGAUCAUUCACCGCAGACAGUUGAGUCAUCCAAUUUUGAGCUUGGGAAAAAGACACAACAAGCUGAACCUUAUCCCGUGUUGUUAAAGCAAGUCCCAAAGCCACAUAAGUUCCUCUCUGGUGAUUCCUCUAGAGUGAGUGAAUCAUGUGCUGGCAUUGACCAGAACAAUGAACAACCAGUUCUCAGUCCGAGUUCAUCUAUACAGCAGCUAGAUAUCCAUUUAAAUGAGUCUUCAAAAGAAUCUAUUGAAAAAUCAAACAGUCAGACACACACUUCUGCUAGUAGCACUGCUGUGAGUACCAAACGUAGUGCUGAGGCGGACCACAGUAUUGUUAAAAUGGAACUGGAAGACAGUAUCAUCCAUACAGAUGAGGGGAUGUUUUUGUCAACAGCACAGAGAGAUGGAACCCAAACAAGUCAGCCACAUAAGUUUCUCUCUGGUGAUUCCUCUAGAGUGAGUGAAUCAUGUGCUGGCAUUGACCAGAACAAUGAACAACCAGUUCUUAGUCCAAGUUCAUCUAUACAGCAGUUAGAUAUCCAUCUAAAUGAGUCUAUUGAAAAAUCAAACAGUCAGACACACACUUCUGCUAGUAGCAGUGCUAUGAGUACCAAACCUAGCGCUGAGGCGGACCACAGUAUUGUUAAAAUGGAACUGGAAGACAGCAUCAUCCAUACAGAUGAGGGGAUGUUUUUGUCAACAGCUCAGAGAGAUGAAACCCAAACAAGUCAGUCCAGCUCCUCCUUACAUGAUAAACCCUCAAUGUCAUCAGAAAGCAGUUCAAGUCAAGAUGAAAUGUCCUCAAGUUCAGUCAAUGCAAAAGGCUUGGAAAAAGUCAAAAGAAGAAAUAUUGCAGGAAGGGUGUAUGUGAGUGGAAUGCCAACAGGAAUCGACUUUCGAAAAAAAGUAAUAGACUACAUGGAAAGGAAUGGUGCGCGGCGUGGUGAAUACCCUAUACUCAGAGGACUGCGAAAAAAAGCAGCUCUUCACUUUAAAGUAUGCCCCACCACAAUAACUAAUUUUUGGGCCCAGUAUUGUAAAGAAGGAUGUGUAAAAACUCCAGUUCGUGUUAAUCAAGGAAGAAAAAGGAAAUUGUCGCAAGAAGAUAUUGAGUACAUCCAGUUCCUGAAACAGUCAAAACCAUCAAUGCAGUUGUCAGAUGUUAGAAAUGAAUUACUGAAGAAAUCAAAUUUGAAAAAGACAGUGUGCUUAGCUACUAUUUAUAGAACAUUAGAAGAGUUGAAUAUGACCAGUAAAAAGAAAUCAAAAGAAGAAAGAGAACAGACUAUCUCCACAGAAUAAAAGCAAUUUAUUCAUCAAACCCAACAAGCAAUUGCAAUAGGUUAAAUGAGUGAACUUGUUAUUGGAUGGAAUAUCAUAUGACUGUGAAUGUGUUCAGUUUAUCAAAGAAGAUGCAAAAACCUUGUUCUAUGAGGGGGAACCUGUCAUUCACCAAGGGGAUGUUCUGAUAGCCGUCAAUGCAAAAAUUCACUCUCAUAUGACAGAAAGGGAGCUUUGUAACUUUUUGCCAACACUUGGUUGGUCUUACUUCUUUUUACCCAAAAAUUCUCGGUACUAAUUAGACCCAACCUAACACCAGAGCACACCCAAACUAAACCCCGAGUUUACUUUCAGGAUUUACUCUGGGUCUGCUGUUUGAAAAUUUGCGUCCCAUCGGGGUUUACUUUGGGUCCACUUCAGGUUAACUAUGGGUUUACUCUGGGUCCACUCUGUUAAACCUGGAGUAACCCUAAAAGUAAUCCCAGGGUUUAGUUUGGGUUAACUUUACUUUCUGUUAGGUUGGGUCUGAUUGGUACUGCAUGUACACAACACUUUUGCAUGCUGAUCUAUAAAAGUUGCAGUGUAUGAGGCUUAUAAGGAAAUAACCUCAGCUGCCACUGUGUCAUAAAUCAAAAAGAUAAGUACAUGUACAUUAACCUUUUAUUGAAUAAACAAUAUGUUAUUUCAGUAUUAUAUGGUUGCGUGAUGACAUGGACCUUGAACCAGUUUUUUUGUUUCUAUGUAGAAAUAUACUGUCAAUUUUGUCUGCUUUGUUGAAAAGUUGCACUACGGUAAUUGUUUAAUGUUUAUAUUCUAUGCAGAUGUAAUUGCUGCAAUGUUUGUAAUGAUGAUAUUACACGUAUUUAAAAUAAAUAGCCAAAAUGAU
Molecule: messenger RNA, 3211 nt
Organism: Magallana angulata
Lineage: Eukaryota; Metazoa; Mollusca; Bivalvia; Ostreida; Ostreidae
Product: serine-rich adhesin for platelets-like
Exons: 6
Coding region: 184-2346 (720 amino acids)
Molecular function (GO): protein binding
Source: RefSeq, a predicted model, not a curated record